Molecule: messenger RNA, 1542 nt
Organism: Seminavis robusta
Lineage: Eukaryota; Bacillariophyta; Bacillariophyceae; Naviculales; Naviculaceae
Source: the annotation of a GenBank genome assembly
AUGCUGUCCAUAUCCCGUUCCAACAACAUAAUACGACUUUUGCUUCAGACUGAUACCGAGGAGAUCAACACCAACGCGGUCCCAGCUGGGAUCGUCUCCAACGAUGUCGAAGCCUCAGUCGGAAGUGAAAAGGAAAAAGAAACGCAAAGUGGCGUUUCCACAGAAGACGAUGGCCUGCUGGGUGGUGCCUUCGCCUUGCCGGUCGACAAGGACAACAAAGCUACCAAAUUAAAGAUCUGUUCCUUUGCCCGUCCCCACAUGCGAGCCUUUCAUUAUUCCUGGUGGUCCUUCUUCAUUGCCUUUUUCAUUUGGUUCAGUAUCGCUCCCUUGUUACCCGAAGUCCGCAAAACACUCGACUUGAGCAAGAAAGAUGUCUGGACGACCAAUAUUGUCGCGGUCACUGGCGAUAUUGUCAUGCGAUUCAUGUUUGGUGCCGUCACUGACAAGUGGGGGGCCCGUCUGCCCAUGGGAUUUGUCCUCAUUGCCGCUUCCAUCCCAACAUCGAUGACGGGUUUGGUCAACAGUUUGACUGGACUCAUCUUCUUACGACUCUUUAUUGGAAUUGCCGGAUCAUCCUUUGUCAUGUGCCAAUGCUGGUCCACUCGCAUGUUCUCCAAGGACAUCGUAGGAGUUGCCAAUGGACUUGUGGGAGGAUGGGGAAAUGUGGGAGGAGGAGUCACGCAGAUUGUCAUGGGCACUCUUCUGUUCCCUCUCUUCCGCGACCAAUUCUUUGAUGGAGAUGCUGAAAAAGCAUGGAGGACUGUCUGCAUUGUACCUGCCAUUGUCGCGGCUACAACUGCCAUCAUCGUCGUCACCACCAGCGAAGAUUGUCCCGAUGGAAACUACAAGCAAUUAAAGAAGGAUGGGCGCAUGCCCGAAGUCUCGGCUUCCGCGUCCUUCCGCUCGGGGGCCAUUGAUUUUAACACAUGGUUGCUAUACUUGCAGUAUGCCUGUUGCUUUGGAGUGGAAUUGACCAUGAACAAUUUCACUGCAACAUACUUUGUUGACAAAUUUGCAUUGAGUACUGAGAGUGCCAGUGCCAUUGCUUCCAUUUUCGGGUUCAUGAACAUUUUCGCUCGUGGAUUGGGAGGAUUCACUUCGGACAAGUUCAUGAACAAGUACAAUAUGCGGGGUCGUAUCUUUUGGCAGGCGACCACUUUGAUCAUGGAAGGAAUCUCUGCGGAGGGAAGCACCUACGGAAUCGUCCCUUAUGUCAACCCUACGGCUCCCGGAGCUGUCGCCGGAAUUGUUGGAGCGGGAGGUCCCACUGGAGCUGUCUUGUUUGGAUUGGGAUUCCGUCAAAUUGAAAAUGUCAGGCACGCUUAUUAUUUGAUGGCAUCCAUUGUCAUCGUCUCGGGAGUUUCUUGCCUGUUUCUGUGCGUCAAGGGACACCGCGGCUUCUUGUGGGGUGAGGACACAGACCGUCAAACGUUGAUGAUCCCCAACAUGGAAGAAAAAGAUCAGGAGCCGCAGGAUGUCAAGGUUGACGUGGCCGAGGAAGAAGGAUCUUCUGAUGAUCAAGUGGUCACCGUUGAAGCUUAA